Cydia splendana is the source of this 4409-nucleotide messenger RNA. RefSeq names its product PDZ and LIM domain protein Zasp (gene Zasp52). Bases 230 to 4267 code for a protein of 1345 amino acids. The transcript has 5 exons. Gene Ontology annotation, cellular component: stress fiber; adherens junction; Z disc. NCBI's taxonomy places the organism in Eukaryota, Metazoa, Arthropoda, Insecta, Lepidoptera, Tortricidae. Gene Ontology annotation, biological process: heart development; muscle structure development; actin cytoskeleton organization. The record is from RefSeq and is a predicted model, not a curated record. Gene Ontology annotation, molecular function: muscle alpha-actinin binding; actin binding.
AUAGGAUAAUGUGUAAAGCGCAACUCGGCUUAUAAUAGCUAUUUGUAUCUAAAUACACAUGUGUAAUGUAUGCGCUACGCGAGCAGCCAAUGUCAACCGCAACAUUAAAAUAACUCCUGGCACUUAUACUCCAACGACCAUUCAUACUUCGUCAUCGUAAAACUUUUCGUUAUUUUCUUUAGUGCCGCUUCUUAUAGUUAAUAGGAUUAAUGCUUUUUCGAAAUCACUAAUGUUUUAUUUCAUUUUUUCCAACCACUUUUUCAACCCUUCGAAACCAUGUAACUUACUAACAGGCAAGAAUGUCAAAAGCGUUGUGUGGCCCCCACCGAACCCGCCAGAAGAUGAACCACCUAAUGUAUUGAGCGAUUAUCCGAAAACACUUUGCCAGAAGCCCAGAGCUGAACCGACUACUGUCAAAGAGGCGCCAAUGGAAAGGAAAAUGAGCAAAGUAGCGUUGCCAGUCAGUACUAUGCAGGAUACAAGCAUGCAAUCAAUUUCAACUUCUCAGCAAACUGCAGAAUUUACAUCGAGCUCCUCAUAUGCGGCGGCACAAAUGUCAACUGCCACUGCAGCUACUACCCGUUCAGAGACCGUUUCAGUUGUGGAAAGCAAGCAGUCACAACAAGUAAUAAGCGAGACUAGCUGCACCGUACAGUCUUUCACAGAACAAGCUGUCUCACAAAGUCAGAUGUCAACUAUGUAUCAAUCUCAGACUAGCCCUCCCGUAGAAAAAAUCUUCGACAACCCCAUGAACAAACUCGAGUCAAAGUCUAUGUCGAGAAAAGAAUCUGCGACAGAAAUAAAAUCAGAAAUGGUGACUGAACAACGUUAUGAACAGUGCAAAAGGGAAUCUCUAACUGAAAGUCAAAUAAAAACUGUCGCCGUCCCGAAAACAGAACAUGUAACUGAAACGAGAAGCCAACAAAGCAAACGAGAAUCUGUCUGUGAAAGCCAGACCAGAACUGUUGAUGCUCCAACAAACGAACAAAGGAGCCAAGAAUGCAAAAGGAAAUCUAUGACUGACAGUCAAAUACAAAUUGUAGAUGUUCCUAAAACAGACAUUGUAACAGAACAAAAUGCUCAAGAAAGUAGAAGGGAAUCUGUAAUCGAAAAUGAAAUAACAACUGUCGAUGUUGCAACCACAGAAAUCAUCACUGCUCAAAUGUCCCAGGAAAGCAAAAGAGAAUCUUUAACCGAACAUAAACUAAAUACUGUACAAAUUACUAACAAUAUUCAAGAGUCUCAAGUUGACAAAGAACAGUCAGAAGCUAUGGAACAGCCGACAGCUCCAAUUCAGGAAAAUACAAUAAAAGCCGAUAGAAAACAGUCAAUUGAAAAUAUUCCAAUUACCAAUACAAACCCCGAAAAUCCAGCCAAUAAGAAUGUCUUACAGUCAAAUCCUACAUCACCAAUAAAGCCUUUACCGCUGACAUCUAUUCCUAAUCCCGUCCCUAAAGGAUUUGUAUGUUCUAUGAUUGAUGCUUUAACGACAGCGCCAGAUAGGCCAUACUCUCCUUUACCCGAACCUGCGGCACCCAGUAAUUUACUCAUUCAAAGUAAUUUGCUACCUGAAAAUCCAAAUCCUCCAGUUUCUAAUGAAACCCAAAACGAAAUACAGCAGGAGGUACAAGAUCCCUUAAAAGUAGAACUUCCACCACAGCCGUCACCUAUGUUUGCUCAACAACCCAAGCGCGGCAUAACACCUAUCCCACCAAUUAAGACUUAUAAUCCGCCCGAAACCCGACAAAAAGAUGAACCUAUACCAUUGCCCCCACAGACAGAACCCUACAUUCCACCUGACUUCAAGAUAAUCAUAGAGCCUAAAGUACCGCCCCGAGACGAAACCGCUUCUCCGUUUGUUGAAGCUUUAACCACCGCUCCUGACCGGCCUUUUACGCCAGGAGGUAGUAUUGUGCCAAAUAUCGAGCGAAGUUCACUUAAGGAGGCUUUGACUAUUGCCCCAGAACGUUCUUAUAGUCCUUUACCUUUAGGAAGUAUCACUAAUAAAUCUACCCAAAGUAGUCAAUCCACCCAUUACACCUCAACAUCGACAGUCCAAGUUCAGUCAACUUCUUCGGAUAUCGUACGUCCUAUUGCAACGCAAUUUAUAACACAGAUGACUCAUUCAGAAACUUCAAAUAUGCAAAACACGUGUAAGUUACAAUCGUCAUCUGAAAUGUCUGCUUUUAGGCCCGUUCCCAAACAAGUUUUCCCACCACCACAACCAGAAGAGUUUUGCCAGCUUGCAAAUUUCCCACCUAUGAGUCAAGAUAUCAAAGCUAAUUUCGAGAAAUCCGUACGAAAACAAGAAGCUAUGAUAACGGAGUCUCAAAUGAUGCAACAGUCAACAAAUACAUUCAGCAACAUGACUACUCAAGGAUUUUCAUCUGUUAAAUCUGCUCAAAACUUCUUCGAACAAUUAGAUAAAAGGGAAUCCUUGUCAUCAGUAUCAGUUAGGUCAAAAUCUGGUCUACAUAAACCUGACAAUAUUCCUCCAUAUCAAAAGCACUUUGAGCAACUACCAUCUCAAAGAGGCAUUACCCCGGAAGUUAGCUUCGCUCCUGCUGUACUUCAAAGGCCUGUUACUCCUACCACUGAUCCGCCUAUCAAACCAAAGGAUAAACCGGUAGAACCAAAAUUACCUCCGGCUCCCAUGCCCCAACCAAGAUUUACACCAGAGAUAAGAACUCCAGCCCAACCACCUCCAGUGCACUUCCAUAAAGAUGCACCUAUUUCAAUGACAUUUCAACCAGUUACUGACGAGCCUUUUCUGAGGGCGUCCCCUGCUCGUAGCCGACCUUCAACUCCUAGUAUGAUAAACAAACCUGCCCCCAUAAUCCCGUAUUAUCAAAUGAAUUUAGUAUCAGUGGAGCAUUCGGCAUUGGAAACUCAUCUUUACGAACCAUCGAGCCCGGAGACUAGUCGUUCUCCCACUCCAAGGAUGAGAUCUAAAUCACCAGCUCCAGGACCACCACCAAAUCCGUUAAAGGCUCACGCACCCCGUAUUAAAGAAACCACUCCACAGAGAAGUGCUGCUCACUCCCUUCUAACUCAAGCUACAUCGAAUCUCCGCAAAGAGCACGAGAUGUCACAGAAAGGAUUCCAAAGCGGUGUCGAAGUUUUUAACGCUUCUGGUGCUAAAAAUUGGAGCCAAGAUCAGCCAUCGGUUAUUAAAGAACAAAGACAUUCGAACGUCGGGUUCAAAAGCGAAACUUAUAAUAAAGGCAAUGUGAGCAUCAAGGAAGAUUCUGCAAUGAACCAAAACUAUGGUCAAAGACAAACGCAAUCACAAAAUGUAUCCGAGUAUGGUAAUAUGACUGUGCAAACGAGUAGGAAAACAUUUGAAGAGUAUGAAAGAACACAGUCCGCUAAAGUUAUAGAAAUACAUAAAGGUGGUUCGUCAUCAUUUGGUGCGCAACAGCAAAUUGAAUCUAACGUUCAAACAUCCAGUAAUCGUAAACAAGUGUUUCCACCUCCGGUCAUGAGUUUGUCUUCUUCCCAGACUUCAUCUGUUAACCACACUAAUCAAAAUGUUGUUGCUAGUAGAAACACUGAAAGCUGUUAUCCAAAUCCUUCGAUCUCUGGUGCUAACCAAGGUCCAGUGUGUGAUCCUACCCCAUCGACAGGUUCCAGCGUAGGAGCUGCCGCUCGUGGCAAAACCUUUGGGGUUUCUUCAGCCCCAAAACGCGGCAGAGGCAUUUUGAACAAGGCUGCUCUGCCAGGGUCUCGUAUACCCCUUUGCGGUUCCUGCAAUGGCAAUAUUAGGGGUCCGUUCAUAACCGCGCUGGGCCGCAUCUGGUGCCCCGAGCACUUCAUCUGCGUUAACGCGACGUGCAGGCGCCCGCUACAGGACAUCGGCUUCGUGGAGGAGAACGGCCAGCUCUACUGCGAGUUCUGCUUCGAACAGUACAUCGCACCCGCUUGCGACAAGUGCCACGCCAAAAUCAAGGGCGAUUGCUUGAACGCAAUCGGCAAGCACUUCCACCCGGAGUGCUUCAACUGCGUGUAUUGCGGCAAGUUGUUCGGCAACAACCCCUUCUUCCUCGAGGAUGGCCUGCCCUACUGCGAAUCAGACUGGAACGAGUUGUUCACGACGAAAUGUUUCGCGUGCGGGUUCCCAGUGGAGGCGGGCGACAGGUGGGUCGAGGCGCUCAACAAUAACUACCACAGUCACUGCUUCAACUGCACGGUCUGCAAAAAGAACCUCGAAGGACAGAGCUUCUUCGCUAAGGGCGGACGACCCUUCUGCAAGACACACGCCCGCUAGAUGCCGCUGCGUCAUGUACAACUCUGAUACUGUUUAUUCGACCACUACCUUCCGCCCCGUUUCCCCUGCUCCCGCAACGCCUUCUCCCCGUAUGGAAUCUCCGCAGAGGACGAGAAAGUUGGAAACGCCCCUCCACUUCGAU